Molecule: messenger RNA, 2079 nt
Organism: Chaetomium strumarium
Lineage: Eukaryota; Fungi; Ascomycota; Sordariomycetes; Sordariales; Chaetomiaceae
Exons: 1
Coding region: 135-1982 (615 amino acids)
Biological process (GO): protein N-linked glycosylation
Molecular function (GO): alpha-(1->6)-fucosyltransferase activity
Source: RefSeq, a predicted model, not a curated record
AAACCGUCCGGUAUUCACAUUCGCUUUCUGUUCGGCUACCGGGCAGGUCGAGGGAUGCCACAGCACGUUUCAAGAGCUGGCUCUCCUCGUACCCUUAGGCCUACUCAGUACAGCUCGGUCUAUCUGCGUCCAACAUGCCGCCAAAACUCGACCUUAGCGGCACAUCUCACGUCAAAGCAGUGAUAUCGCCACCUCGCAUUAACCUCCGCAGAGCGGCAUCGUAUAACCAUGACCGCGGCCCGCUUUCUUCAACAUCCUCACGAUUCAACUUCAACCACUUGGUCUUCUCCCCGCCGCCGUCCCCGGGGCUUCCAUCGCUUUCACCGCCCGCCAGAAGACCGAGCCGAGGACUUUUCGGCACCAUACGCCCUCUCAGGACCAUCCGGUACACCCUCCGACUUCUAAGCAUCGUCGCGGUGUUCUAUGUAUCCCUACAGGUUCUCACAUGGCUUUUUGGAGAGCCGAUCCCAGAGUCCCAUGAUAAACAUUCGAGACCGCCCGGUCCGGCCGAGGUGGGGACGGUCUCACGAGAGAAAACGCCGGAUCGCCCAGGCCCGAUCGUUGUGACUGACGGUCGCGGGAAGGCAAUGUGGACGGUAUCCAUACCGCCGGGUUCCAACUUCCCCCUGACGAUGAGCGAGUAUGCGGACAUGUGCGCGAAGUGCCGGCAGGUGGCUGCGCGAACUCAACAGUUGAGAUCUCACAGUCACGGGCUACACCCGGUCUCUCUGAAAUUUGGAUCCGAGUCGGCAGACCACUGCUUUGUCGAUGUGCAGGAAGCCGAGAAGGCGGGCUACCUCCCAAGCGGAAGGGGGAGUCGCCGGAACCCAGCGAGCCGAUUUGAGGCGGAUAAGCCGGUGUGCAAAAAGAGUCUCACCUUCGUGCUAGAGUCGGACGAUGCUGGCCUGGGAAGGACGCUUAUGAUGCUCUGGACUGCGUAUGGACUGGCCGAGAUGGAGGGACGGGCCUUCUUCAUCGACGACACACGAUGGGCCUAUGGGAAGUACACAUCUAUCUUCCAGCAGCCGCCACUUCCGGAGUGCUCAGCACCUCCAAGCCACGAGAUACUUCCCUGCCCACGACUGGCCCGCCAUCUGGUGGUAUCUGCUGCAACAAUAAAUGAGUUCUUCGGCGGCGUGGUCCAAGGCUUUGACACACCUUCGGACUCACUCGACCGCGCCCAACAGAGAAACCAAUUCGACCUCGCCCGGAAGGGCUACGAAGCGCUCUCCCAACUGAACAAGGACGAUGCACACUACGUGGAUACCCGCAUCCGCGAGUUGAUGGCCAAGAGGACGGUGCCCAAGUCCCGAGGUCAGCGGAACGGCCUCGCGGUUGGCAUCCACGUCCGCCGAGGCGACCGGCACCCGUUCGAGUACCAAUACCGCCACUCGUACAUGCCACUGAAUCUGUACAGCGAUACGGCACACGAAAUCAUCGACAGCAAAUUCAACCACUCGGGUCCCUUCGGCGGCGAGGACAAGGCGGCCAAGGGCCAGAGCUUUGUGAUACUCGCGUCCGACGACCCGAUGGUCUACGAGAGCGCCGACCUGGCGGGCGCCAGCCGGGCGCAGGAGCGCAUCAAGCUGGCCAGCAAGCAGGCCAUCCAGCAGGUCCAGCCGGACAAGUCGGUCAUGCACAAGUUCGUGGACGAGACCUUCGGCUGGGAGGGGGGAUUCUUCGCCGCCAUGUUCUGGAACCUCGGCGUCUCGACCGCCCACGCCGGCAACCCUGGCGGCGGAGGCGGCGGCGACACUGCCCCGUCGUCGGCGUCGGCCGAGACCCUCCGGCUUAGGAGCCUGGUGGGCCGCGCCUACAUGAUGGACCUGGCGGUGCUGGCCGAUGCGAGCGACGUGAUUGUCUGCACCGUUAGUGCCGUCGGCUGCCGCUUGCUGGCCGUCAUGAUGGGCUGGGAGAGCGCGAUGGAGCAGGGGAACUGGGUCAACAUUGAUGGCGGGUACGGGUGGAUGGGGCUGGUGUGAGUUAAACGAGACGUUACAACUUCCUGAACAUAGCGGGCAUUUUCCUUUUCCCUUUUUUUUUUCGUACUAGACGGGCAUUUUACCAGGCGUUCUCGGG